UGGUCGUUGGUCGUCGUACUGUGAGUUCAUUAGUUCUUAGUUCUGUGUUCGGACGCUGCUAUGGUAAUUUCUUGUAACUUUUGAGCAUUCAUAGUAAAAGUUUGAAGCUGUAGAAAUAGAUAGAUAAAACGUACCAACAUGAAUGACCAUUCACCUCACGCUAGGCGGGAAGAGUCUCCUAGAAAUCACAAGGGAAAAAGUUAUUCAAGAAGUCCAAGUCGUGGAAGAAAGUCUUAUAGAGAUGGUGAUCGUGACAGAGGUAGACGGGAAGAUAGAGAUAGAAAGUACAGGUCUCGUAGCCGUUCUCGAUCAGACAAACGCUACAGAUCUUCAAAAUAUUCCAGAAGCCGUUCACGUUCGGGAGGCUACAGAGGCAGAUCCCAUUCUCAUAGUCCCAUGUCAAGUCGCAAACGUCAUCUAGGCACCAGGGACAACCCGAAGGCUUCCAGAUGUUUGGGUGUUUUUGGACUGAGCGUUUAUACCACGGAGGAUGAACUGUAUCACUUGAUGUCGAAAUAUGGACCUGUUGAAAGAGUUCAAGUUGUUAUCGAUGCAAAGACGGGUCGUUCAAGGGGUUUUUCCUUUGUGUACUUUGAGAGUUCUGAGGAUGCUAAAGUUGCAAAGGAACAAUGUUCAGGCAUGAAGAUUAACGGAAAAAGUAUCAGAGUAGAUUUCUCUAUAACUGAAAGAGCUCAUACCCCAACUCCUGGAAUUUACAUGGGAAAACCUACUUAUAAAUAUUCUGAGAGACGCAGAGAUAGAGAUGAUUACUAUGGUGGCAGUCGAUCCCGCUACAGAGACCGCCGUUCACCAUCGCCAUAUUAUAGUAGCAGUAGAAGGAGACGCUAUUCCAGAUCGAGAAGUUAUUCUCCACGGUUAUCAAGAGGUAGUGGAUGAAAUUGAAGUUUCUUAAAGAAAUUGAGAUAUUCACACAAGUAUAAAACCCCGAUCAAACCGUGAAGCUUUAUUCAUCAAUGAUUCACGAACGAAAAAAGAAAAUCAUGAAGAUCAUCAAGAGAAUUGAGAAAAUUUUUGCAACUCUCUUGAAGACCACAAAAUGUUUUUGUCUGUAGAAGUCGGCUACAAUCGACAUCUUGAAAAGCACUGAAAAAUCAAGAGGCCAUUCAAGACUACGCAUCAGUCAAGUCUCGAAAGUGAUGGGGGUUCAAUCCCGUAAGAAAUAAUUUGAAAGUUGAAUGAUAAAUUUUAGGUAUCUUCCACAGAUAAGCUUUAUCAAGCGGUUGAUUAUAGAAACAUCUCAUGAAUCGAAGAUUUUAGGUGAGUCUAUCUUAUGCCAUGUGAGUAAGAUAUGUAUGGUUUAUAAAACAUGUUGUUUAAA
Molecule: messenger RNA, 1339 nt
Organism: Leptinotarsa decemlineata (Colorado potato beetle)
Lineage: Eukaryota; Metazoa; Arthropoda; Insecta; Coleoptera; Chrysomelidae
Product: transformer-2 protein homolog beta
Molecular function (GO): RNA binding
Source: RefSeq, a predicted model, not a curated record